Messenger RNA from Puccinia graminis f. sp. tritici CRL 75-36-700-3, 489 nucleotides. RefSeq lists its product as uncharacterized. The record is from RefSeq and is a predicted model, not a curated record. Gene Ontology annotation, biological process: DNA integration; DNA recombination. Gene Ontology annotation, molecular function: DNA binding. The transcript has 2 exons. The coding region runs from base 1 to 489 and encodes 162 amino acids. NCBI's taxonomy places the organism in Eukaryota, Fungi, Basidiomycota, Pucciniomycetes, Pucciniales, Pucciniaceae.
AUGGCGCGUAUUGGAGAAUUUACUUACGACAAAACUUUUGGGGACUUAAAUGCGGAGAAUGCGGUUUUAACCUCAGACGUGAGAUUGGUCAAAUCGGCGAUAGGCGAGAAAGCCAUUAUUACGUUUAAAAAACAUGCUUUGCCUGUACUGGCAUUGAAACAAAGACUAGACGAAGCGAAUGGCGAAAACACGUCGCUGUUCGGUUUCUACAGAGAAGGCACUAGGCGACAUUUGACACGAUCCAUAGCUGUAAACCGGAUCCAAUUGGUGCUACGAGCAGGUGGUUUCGAAGGCCUUCUAGGACACUCAUUUCGGGUUGGCGGCGCCUCGUUAAGAUACGCUUUAGGCACUCCCAUAGAAGAAAUUUGUCUUUUAGGCCGGUGGAUCUCAAAUUGCUAUCGCUUAUACAUCCGAGAAUACACGGCAGAAGAUACUGAAGACAGCAAGAAAAUUAUCGCAGAAUUGAAUGACUUGUGGGAAGAGGAUUGA